AUGUAUAUCAUUUUAAUAUUCGCCGCUUUGCUUUUACCAAACGCGCACACAUGGGCCGCUCAACAAACUUACGCACUACGCGAUCCACGCAUUCGUCAGCUCGGUACCGCCCACGCCAAUCGUCAGCCGCUUGAUGUGAGCGCUGAACAAACGGCAACAUUUAAUGCCACAACACUUCUCAAGCAUCUACCAGCGUACGGUUUCAACGCGAAUAUCAACGAAAGAAGAUAUCAACCACAAUAUACGGCAACGCAACGUGCCACGCCGCCUGAAGUGGCCAAAUAUCGCAAUCUGGGUAAUUAUUUCCAAAUUAUACCGCCAAAUAGCGAACUAACGAUGUUGGCGCCACCUGCCGCUGAGACGAGAGAACGACGCGAGCAUAAGCCUCAGUUGGCGCACUUAAUACCUAUUAGCUUUAAUCAUCAUGUCUUCCAUUGGGUACGCGCUCCCCUGCCAGACACUCGUCCACGGCGCUAUACAAAUGUGAGUUCCAGUGUGGAGCGCCAACAAGAUGAGUUGCAAGAUCUGAAUGCAUUAGACUCUAAGGUGUUGGAAUCGCAGGCGGUAGCGUUUGAUUCAAAACCAGAUUUGGAGCUGGAGGAUAAUGUAAGAGAUGAGCAGAAUCAUUAUGAAGAAUAUCCUAAAUUAUUAAAGAAGACACAAUCUUUUCACGACAUCUAUCUACGCUACAAUCCACCACACCAAGUGAGUUUCGGACAUGUUGAAUUCAAACCGAAUAAGCACUUUGAAAAACGUUUCGAAUCUCUUAACGAAAACGAUGGCAAUCGUCAUCGCGGAGAGAUUAUAUGGGCUGAUGCGACGGGCGGUUACGGUGAACACCAUUGGGAUUUGACGCAAGGAAAACUGCGUUGAAUGGCGCCAAG
This is a messenger RNA of Ceratitis capitata (Mediterranean fruit fly), 884 nucleotides long. RefSeq lists its product as uncharacterized. Lineage: Eukaryota; Metazoa; Arthropoda; Insecta; Diptera; Tephritidae. The transcript is spliced from 3 exons. Bases 1 to 873 code for a protein of 290 amino acids. The record is from RefSeq and is a predicted model, not a curated record.